CACGGCCAUCAUAGUCCGCUUUGGUGGGUAAAUUUUGAGCCCAGCGCACUUGAUCCGCCAAAAUCUUCCUACGCUGCCAUCAAAGUUCUAGACGCCUCCCACAGACGCCCUCGACCCCAGUAG
This is a messenger RNA of Acaulospora colombiana, 123 nucleotides long. The record is from the annotation of a GenBank genome assembly. Lineage: Eukaryota; Fungi; Glomeromycota; Glomeromycetes; Diversisporales; Acaulosporaceae.